AUGUCUGAUUUCGCUGAUAGAACUUACCCAAAGAAACUUGUCCUCUUCGACGUGGACGGCACCCUGACGCCAGCUAGACUGGAGAUCUCUUCGGAGAUGGACCAGCUGCUCAAGGACCUCAGAAAGAAGGUGGUCAUUGGUUUUGUCGGUGGUUCCGACCUGAGCAAGCAAGUCGAGCAACUUGGCGACGAUGUUUUGGAGAAGUUUGACUUCUGCUUCUCGGAGAACGGUUUGACCGCUUACAAGCUUGGCAACAAGCUUGCAUCGCAGUCUUUCAUUGAAUGGAUCGGCGAGGCCAAGUACAACGAAUUGGUCAAGUUCAUCCUCAGAUACUUUGCCGAUCUCGAUCUUCCAUUCAGACGUGGAACUUUCAUUGAGUUCAGAAACGGAAUGAUCAAUGUUUCUCCAGUUGGUAGAAAUGCCUCUACUGAGGAGAGAAACAUCUACGAGAAGUUUGACCUUGAGCACAAGGUCAGAGCCAAGAUGGUCGAGGCCCUCAAGGCCGAGUUCUCAGACUUGGCAUUGACCUACUCCAUUGGUGGUCAGAUUUCUUUUGACGUAUUCCCAACUGGUUGGGAUAAGACCUACUGUUUGCAACACGUUGAGAAGGAAGGUUUCGAAGAGAUUCAUUUCUUCGGUGACAAGUCCUACAAGGGUGGUAACGACUACGAGAUCUACGAGGAUUCCAGAACCAUUGGCCAUGCCGUCAACUCUCCAGAUGACACCGCUAAGAUCCUGAAGGAAUUGUUUGACCUUUAA
Molecule: messenger RNA, 759 nt
Organism: Kuraishia capsulata CBS 1993
Lineage: Eukaryota; Fungi; Ascomycota; Pichiomycetes; Pichiales; Pichiaceae
Exons: 1
Coding region: 1-759 (252 amino acids)
Biological process (GO): GDP-mannose biosynthetic process; mannose metabolic process; protein N-linked glycosylation
Cellular component (GO): cytosol
Molecular function (GO): phosphomannomutase activity
Source: RefSeq, a predicted model, not a curated record